Nomia melanderi (Alkali bee) is the source of this 1440-nucleotide messenger RNA. The record is from RefSeq and is a predicted model, not a curated record. NCBI's taxonomy places the organism in Eukaryota, Metazoa, Arthropoda, Insecta, Hymenoptera, Halictidae.
AUGGAGAGACUAUAUCUGAUACUGGGCCUGCUGUUCGUCGGCGUAAACGCCGAGAAAAAGAUCAAUUUGGACGACAUAGAAAGGGACAAUUUAAGAAUUGAAGGGAUUUCGAAAACCGGAGUCGCACCGCCAGAAGGAACGAACUAUUUGACAAAGCCCGAGAUUAGUCAGCAACCGUAUCAACCGCUGAGUCAAUACAAUAAACCGCCUAAUGCACCUGUUGCAUAUGUGACUGCACCGUCAAGUCAAAAUAUUCCGAAAACUUAUGUUCAGCCAAACAAAUAUGUUACGAAAGAGCAAGUCUAUCAACAGAAUAACGUGUUACCAGAACAGCCUCCGCCGCCACAAUAUUACAAUGAAUAUCAACAACCUUCGUUGCCUCCGAAAGGAAUCGCGCCGAAUCACUAUGAAUCUCAACAGUUCAUCUAUCAACCGGAAGUGUUAGUUGGUAAUCAAUUACAGACGGUCCAGCAGAAGGCAGUUACUGCAAAAUACUCGAAGAAUGUAAACAAAGAAACGGUGUACGUCGAUAUUCCCAUGAUGCACCUGCUGACUUAUUACCCGAACUUGGACGUAAAUCCUGGCAAAGGCAGAGGACUAUUGGCGCCUCAAUUGACUGCAACCGGAACAGAACAGAUAUCUAUUCCUCUCUAUACCUCGACACUAAGUCAGAAGCCGAUUGUUCCUGUGAAGCCGACUUAUCAGAUUCAGCACGCCCCGAAAUACAAUUCCGUUGUUCCGACCACUUUCUCUAGUAAGGUUAGUAAAGCCCCCGUUUACACUGCUCCCGUUACUCCAAAGAAGUACACCAAUACUCCGUUAGCAAAUGUGGCAACCUAUGUUCCACAAGACCAGUCUUACGCUCAAGGAAGGCAGUUCUUGUACACGCAAGCGUACAUCGCUCCGUCCCAACCGCAAUACGUCUCCCAGUUGGUCUACGCACAACCGACAACUGUUUAUAUGCACGCUGCUCCCGUGUACAAUGAUGUAUACGCUCGUGUACCCACAUACGUGCAGGACAACGUCCUGCAAGGCAACGUUAAAUAUAACGCACCGCCUGAACAGCCGGAAACUGCUGUACCACUUGCCGAAGAGUUGCCUAAUCAGGUCUUGACCCAGCAAACUGGCCAGAGCGGCUCUCAAAAUUAUGUCAAGGAACCUGAGGAACCCAGCGAGGACUUGGUACCGCCCCAAUUACCGGCGCAAGAAUUCAAAUCAGUCACGCCGCUUCUGCCCGUGCCACCGCAAGAAGAUGAACCCGCCCCAGUCCAAAACGACGUGGGUCCCACAGAACCGAGAUCUCUGCUCGAUUCGUACGUACCAAGCAAUUUGAUCGCGGCUCAGGACUCCGCCAGAUACCAGGAGAGGCCAAUCAAAUUGGAAACCGGCUUCCUGCCAUCGAAAGAAAACUUCCUGUUUAAAAAACGCAAAUCGGAAUAA